Messenger RNA from Ricinus communis (castor bean), 1757 nucleotides. RefSeq names its product protein disulfide-isomerase 5-2. The record is from RefSeq and is a predicted model, not a curated record. The coding region runs from base 136 to 1437 and encodes 433 amino acids. Gene Ontology annotation, cellular component: endoplasmic reticulum. NCBI's taxonomy places the organism in Eukaryota, Viridiplantae, Streptophyta, Magnoliopsida, Malpighiales, Euphorbiaceae. Gene Ontology annotation, biological process: protein folding; response to endoplasmic reticulum stress. The transcript has 5 exons. Gene Ontology annotation, molecular function: protein disulfide isomerase activity.
AAUCCGGUAAAAGGAAGCUGUUCAAAGAACCCGCUAAAGUAUUAAGAAGAAGAAAGAAAAACAGCAUUCCAUCGUCAGAUUUAUCGUCAUUUAAAACCGAAAAAGAUUUUUGAAAAAAAGCAAGCAAAAGAAAAAAUGCGAAGUUUAGUUGUGACAAUCUCAAUCUUGUCACUGUUAAUAUCAGUAUCACAGUCAUCAGAAGAAUCAAAUGAGAAAUUCAAGGUAGAUGGCAAAGUAUUGGAACUCGAUGAAUCUAACUUCGAUUUAGCCAUUUCUUCUUUCGAUUUCAUCUUCGUUGACUUCUACGCUCCAUGGUGCGGUCACUGCAAGCGUCUCUCUCCUGAGUUGGAUGCUGCUGCCCCUGUUCUUAGUCAAUUGAAACAACCUAUAGUCAUAGCAAAAGUAAAUGCUGACAAAUAUACGCGUCUCGCUUCCAAAUUUGAUAUUGAUGGAUAUCCUACUCUCAAGAUUUUUAUGCAUGGUGUUCCUGUCGACUACUAUGGACCACGAAAAGCUGAUUUACUUGUUCGUUAUUUGAAGAAAUUUGUUGCUCCUGAUGUUGCAGUGCUUGAUUCUGACGUUGCUAUAACUGACUUUGUUCAAGAAGCUGGCAUGAGCUUCCCAAUUUUUAUAGGUUUUGGUGUAAAUGAGACAAUGGUUUCAAAUUUAGGUUUGAAGUAUAAGAAAAAGGCAUGGUUUUCUGUGGCUAAUGAUUUUUCUGAGGGUGUCAUGGUACAGUAUGAUUUUGAUAAGGUUCCUGCUUUGGUAGCUGUUCAUCCUAGUUAUAAUGAGCAAAGCAUCUUUUAUGGACCCUUUGAAGAGAAAUUCUUGGAGGACUUCAUAAAACAAAAUUUUCUUCCUCCGGCUGUGCCCAUGAACCACGAUACACUGAAGAUAUUGAAAGAUGAUGAGAGAAAAAUUGUGUUGACCAUCAUGGAGGAUGAAUCUGAUGAAAAAUCACAAAAAUUGAUUAAGUUACUGAAAGCUGCUGCAUCUGCAAAUCGUGACUUAGUAUUCGGUUAUGUUGGUGUCAAACAAUGGGAAGGCUUUGCUGAUACAUUUGGUGGCAAUAAGAAAACAAAACUGCCAAAAAUGGUUGUUUGGAAUGGAGAUGAGGAGUAUCUCUUGGUUAUUGGUUUAGAAAGCCUUGAAGAUGAGGACCAGGGAUCUCAAAUCUCACUAUUUCUUGAGGGUUACAGAAAAGGCCAAACAAUUCAGAAACAACUCAGCGGUCCAUCUUUUAUGGGAUAUAUCAAUUCACUAAUUGGCAUCAGAACUGUGUACAUAAUUGUGUUUAUGGUUGCAAUGCUAAUGCUCAUCCAAACAAUUGGCAAAGAGGAACCUCUAAGGGUUGGUACUAGAGACCAAGUCGAGGAUGUCUCGAGUUCUGAACCUGAAAGCAGCACCGCGUAUGGACCUGGAGAUAAGCAAGAUUAGAUUUAGGUUUCCGCUUGGUAAAAUGCAGGAUAUAUCGAGCGCGUGCAUAGGUUUUGAACAGUUCUAGUAGAAAGAAGUAGCAGACUCGUGAGAAUCCGUAACCUUCCUGCUGUUGCAGGGAAUUGAUUGAACUUUUCUCCAGAAUACUGAUAUGCUCCAGUAAAGUAUCCCAUUUUGAGAACUAAUGUUGCAUGAGAAAUCAGUAUUUUUCACACAACCGUUGUAGUGAUUUGUGUUUAGGUGCUAUUGAUCUUUGUACCUAUUUUUCUUGAUUAUACCUUGGGAGCAAUAUUACAGAUUUAAUCAUCUAUUUAAAUUUA